UAUAAAACUAGAUGGGCCAAUUUAUGCGUUGGGCUUUUGAUUUUUGCUUUCUCUGUUGUAUGUAGGUUUUGAAUUGCAGAGUGCAGCAAGCGAGCGCUGCGAGCGUCUUAUUUUGGUGAGAGUGAGGCUACAAAUUGGUGGUGGGUCAAUGGGGACUAGAGAGGUAUACGAGCAGAAAUUAAGAACCGGAAAUCUCUAUCACGAUCCUACUAUCAAACCUGGACUCGGUUCUCCUCGCUGCCCUCGCUGUCUUUCUCUCUUAAACCCUGUUUCUGCAAAGGGAGAAUGGACCAUUACCUCUAUUUUACAUGACGCAACCGCUGUGGCUGGCUCGGGUAUUGGUGGAAUGCUUAGUGCAGUUCAUGGUUUCAAUACCGGGAUUCCAUUCCUUCAGAAUCGAUUGAAGGGACCAAAGUGGCUUCCUUUCCUAGUCGGGCUUCCUCCACUGCUUGUUGUUUCGGCUGCCAGUGCUGCAUUUGGAGGUUAUGUGCUUCCAAAGUUUGCUCAACUUACUGUGACAUCGUAUUAUGCUUCCUCAAGUGCCUCUCAUUAUGGGAUUUCACUCCUCACCCGACAUAUUGAAGAGUCCUAUACUUCCCGAUCUCAGCAAGAAAAGCUCAGAUGAUGUCUUGCAGAUGAUAUCAACAUGGGCGACUGUCAUAGAAUGAUGACCGUUUGGGCAUCCUUAUAAUCUCUCCGUGACCUACACUGUUCAUUUUUACAGUUUUUUUUUUUUUUAAUGUUUUGCUUAUCAAACUUUAUUAUUUUAUAAUUCCAUCAUUCUAAGUUAUAUUAGCAUGGUUUCAUGUGGUGUGAUUUUUUUUCCCGCUUGGCAUGCUCUCUUAUACUUGAAGUAUCAAAGAACAUUCUGGAGUUAAAUUAAAGAUUGUUCAUUGAUGUGA
Molecule: messenger RNA, 902 nt
Organism: Populus euphratica (Euphrates poplar)
Lineage: Eukaryota; Viridiplantae; Streptophyta; Magnoliopsida; Malpighiales; Salicaceae
Exons: 8
Coding region: 149-625 (158 amino acids)
Source: RefSeq, a predicted model, not a curated record